This is a messenger RNA of Plectropomus leopardus (leopard coralgrouper), 2294 nucleotides long. Its product is annotated as coiled-coil domain-containing protein 149-like. The record is from RefSeq and is a predicted model, not a curated record. NCBI's taxonomy places the organism in Eukaryota, Metazoa, Chordata, Actinopteri, Perciformes, Serranidae.
UGCAGCUCGCUUUCCUCGAUCACCUAAUCCGUUUUGAUGAUGCGAAAUGUCUCUAAAUCUGAUCUCAACAUGGUGAUGCUUGUUUGAAACUCUCCUGGCGUCAUUUUUAUUGAUUUAUUUAUUUUUUUAUUGCAGCGGAGCGAGAUGGACCCGUCCAGGAGGAGCGAGAGUGACUGGCAGGGAUUGAUAAACGAGUUCCUCAUCUGCAAGAGGAAGCUGGAGAGUAAGAAAGAAGCUCUACUUAUUCUGUCGAAAGAGCUGGACACCUGCCAGCAGGAGAGGGAUCAGUACAAACUGAUGGCCAACCAGCUCCGUGAGCGACAUCAAGGGCUCAAAAAGAAGUACAGAGAACUAAUAGACGGAGAUCCAUCUCUGCCUCCUGAGAAAAGGAAUCAAGUGAAUUUAGCCCAGCUACUGAGAGACUCCAGAGAAAAAAGCAGUCAACUUUCGGAGGAGGUGAAGGAGCUGAAACAACGACUGGUGGAAGCUCAAGGUGAUAACAAGCUUCUACGAAUGACCAUCACCAAACAGAGGCUAGGAGAUGAGGAGGUCGGAGCUCGACACUUUCCUGCUCAUGAGCGAGAGGAUCUUGUCAAACAGUUGGAAAGAGCCAGAGAGCAGAAUGAGAUUUUGGAGCACAGCGUGAAGUCGCUCACAGACGAGCUUCAGGACGUACGAGCUGAGCGUGACGUGUUUCAGCAGAAGGCUCAUCGCCUCAAUGUGGAAAUGAACCACAUUGUGGGAAAUGAUGAGAUACGCAUUUUGGACAUCGAUGCACUUUGCAUGGAGAACAGGUAUUUGCAUGAACGCUUCUGUCAGCUUCAAGAAGAAAUCAACUUGCUCAAAACAAACCUGGGGAAGUACAAGAGUGCACUGGACUGCAGGAAAACCUCUAAAAUCUGUGGGAAACCCAACAGCAGUGCACUGACUGGGGUGCUCUCUGCUAAACAAGUGAAGGAAUUGCUGCUGUCUGAAGAAAACGGCUGCAGUUUGCCGGUGACUCCUCAGUCCAUCUCAGACCUCAAGUCACUCGCCACAGCUCUGCUGGAAACCAUCCACGAGAAGAACAUGGUGAUUCAGCACCAACGGCAAAUCAACAAGAUUCUUGGAAAUCGAGUAGCAGAGCUGGAGAAGAAACUAAAAACAUUAGAACUGUCUGGAUUAUGGAGCCUGCCAGGAGGAAAAGACACCAUCAUACUGAAUCCUCAGCAGGCUGAGUUGACAGAGUCUCCUGGACAGGAAGGUGAGGAAGGGUCAGAAAAAAUAGCCAUCAAUCAGCAGAGCUCCACAGAAGUCCCAAUCCAAGAGAGUGGACCUCCAUCUGUGUCAGAGGAGCUUCUUGAGGAGUCGUCGCCAUCCAGCGAGGAGACAUGCCAACUGAACUUCACGUACCACUCAGCUGAGGAAGAGCCAGUCAGCCAACAGACAGAAACACCAGACAGCGGCCAAUCAGAGGUCACAACUGAAUUAACAACUCACCGGUCAAAAGAAGAGGAGUGCGUGAGUAAUUCCUCUCCCACACACCAUUCGACAGACCUCUGCGCCUCACAGCAAACUUUAGAGAACUCUGACCCCGCUGCAGGAACAAAGGAUGAGUCAGAUAAGUGCACUGUAGGGUUGGAAACUGUUGACACAGAGAGUAAUCCAACAGAAGAAAACAUCAAUAUCGCAAUAUCCACUACUGCUGCUGCAAGUUUUGACAAAGAGCAGGAGGAUGUCCAGUCAAACCAGGAGCUUUCAGAUGGGACAGAUGUCAAUGUAAGUCAGGACAUGUGAAGUCUUCCAUGAGCUGCUCACAUGCUGCAGAACAUCAGGAAAAACUCUCUGAAAGAUAAGAAGGAAUGAUCUCAGUGUAAUAUGAUGCUAGUGUAUUCAUUUUUAUGAAUAAUGAAAAGAAAUCUGAGGAAAGUGUUACUGUUGAAUCUAAAUACAGAUGGUGCGUUGAUAAUGGAUGCCUACAUCUGUUACUUACUGUAAAUCCAAGAAAUAUCAAUACAUGAGGGAUUUUCUUAUCAAUAUGGCCCUGUCAAAGUAGCAAGAAUGACAUCAGACCUCAAAAAUAUCUUAGUGUUAAAGAGAGAGAUUUCAGUCUUGGUUGAUAGGGUAACCUGUAGUCACAGGUGGUAACAGCAAAUGCACUUUAACACCACAGGUCACACAGCUCUGAGGCAGCAAAAUAAACAACUGUUAUUUUAAUAUGGAAGUCAGGUGUUAGUUGAAAAAUUUCCAUAAUUUUGUGAGCAACCAUGACCUGAUUUUAUGCUGCACACGGCAUGAUUCUGCUGACAGCAGAA